GUGACGAGCAAUUUCUCCACAAGGCUGGGGCCAUGUACCAGUGGUUUAAAACAGGCUUGUGAAUGCAGGCAAGUUGGGGGUGAAAUUGCACCUGGGGAUGCAUAUGGACGCCUGAGUGCCAUUAUGAUGAAGCAGAUACACCAUGAAGGAAGUGGGUGAGCGUCGCAUGAUUGACGGACCCUGUUCGUCCAUUUCACAUUUUCCUGCAAGCUUGUUGCACCGCUGCUAAAAGGUUGGAGAAUAUUUUUAGUAGAGCUCUGGAAAACAGGCUGGCGGGUUGAAUCGUGGGACAACGAGGCCAAACUGUGUGUGCGGGCUGUUAACCAUGGCUGCUGCUUCUCUGCCAGAAGAUAUUCCCCCCUCUCCCCCCACCCCUUCUCCUCCAGUCUGGUAUGAUACGUAUGCCGAUAAGGAUGAUCCUGAAUCUGAUGGUAGCGACAAGUCUUUUGAGGUGGCGUUUGAUAGUAGGACCAGCUUCUGCCUUAGAGGAGCUGAUGACAUCAACAGUAGUGAUGUUAGUGCGUCUGCGUUAGUAGAGCCCACAGGCUGGGCAGCCGAUGAUGACAUCGAUGGCCUCAGUGCAGCUGUAGCACAGGCCUUGGCUUUGGCAGUCGAUGAUGACCUCAACUCCUGGAAGAAGAUGAGCGACGAAACCAUUUCUUGGAAGAUUGACACCGGUGGCCAUGGGUAUGGGGGGGGUGUCGAUGGUGGUGGCAAUGACGAUUUCCUCUCUGCGGACGAUCAUUCUGACUCUCACCUCCUGCUGGAACAGGAUGUUGCUCCUCCUCACUGCACUGCUAGCUUACAGAGGAGCAUCCUCUCUGCUCCUGUGCAAGCUGGUAAACCAGAUGAUAAUGAUGAUAGUUAUUGGACCGGCAGUGAUGAGACUGUCGGCAAUGAGGACGACUGGCAGUCUGCGGAGGAGAGGGCGAGGGAAUGGGAUCCGGAGAGUUCUUCUGAUUGUGAGUUUGACAGUGAUGAGCAGGAGCAGCAGAGAGAAUACGAGAACAACUAUUUCAAGAAAAUGCUUGCACGCUUACUGGGCGCACUCCGCCCUUAUGGAAUUUGCGACUCACAAGAUGCAUUAUCGAGUCUUGACCAGCAGGAGAGGCCCCAUGAUCAAAAUAUGGUGGCGCCCAAUCCCCAGUCAAUAAGGGGGGAAACCCAAGAGGUGAGUGUUACUUUGACAAAGGUGUGUAGUGACAGCCAAGACGACGGAGAAACCGGGAAGAGGAGAGAAGAGCGUGAAAGACGGGUCUGGGUGUUUAAAAACGGGCGCCGCGCACCAUGCGUCUAUCAUGAUCGUCCCCCAUUGCGUGUAUCGUCAAACCUUGUUGCUGCCCUUGCUGCCACAGCCCAUGGUUAUCAUACAAGUCGAUCGACCAGAGGAUCAAUGGAACAAGCCUCUGCCGUCGACCCAGGCAACUUCAGCUGUGAUGUGUGCAACAGACCCAGGAGAUUCAAGACCAUUGUCAGUCUUAUCCGGCACGCAGAGACUUCGUCCCAGCGAUUCGCCGCCAAGCAUCGCGGAUAUGCACGUGCUCUGUCGUUUGCACUGGAGCAAUGCCAGAAGAUUGGCACGUCUAGCGCUCCUGCGGCUGGUAGCGAUGAUGCUGAUGUGAGUGACGGUAAACCGAAUGCUGAUGCUAGUCAGCCAUCCCAUGAAAUGGAAAAGGAGGCAAGCAAAUGCGGCAGCACUGGACAGGGUGACCAGUCGGAUAAGCAGCAGAAAGAAAGGAGGGAGAAGCGGCACAUUGUGUGGCCUCCAGUGGUUGUCCUCGAGAGCGAUUGUCCAGCACCGCUAAAUGAGAGACCGAGCCAUUUCGUUUUUACUCCCUGGCUGUUAAAGAAGCUUCUCGAGGAUAUGCAUGAAGUUGCGAAGCAGAUGAAAAUAGUGCACGAGGAGGGGGAGGGAAGGCGCACUGCCGGCGUUCUGAUCCAGUUCACAGCCGAUCAUAAUGGCUACCUUGAGGCAGUUUGCUUGGAGGAGCGCUUGAGAGUGAUGGGAGGAGGGCGAGAAGAGGACACGGUUUAUGAGAAUGGCCGUUGUGAAGCAGUUCGUUUGGAGGAGCACUCGCGAUUGACGGCAGGAAAAGAAGGAGAGGACGCGGAUUGGCGUAAUGCAAACAUGACCAAUAUCUCAGGGGGAGACGGGAAGGAGGAGCACAGUGAGCUCCCUGCUGGUCUGUCUUCCAGAGAAUUUAACUGUGUGAAGGAGGGGGAGGGAGAAAGAGAGGAGCCAUCGUCUGAGCCCAUGGCGUCAGAAAGUGAGCAAGGAGGCCAACCGGGUCAGUGCGAUGGAGCUAGUGGUGGUCACGCCCAGAAAAUGGGGACUGAUACGGUUUGCAGUGGAGGACAGCUCUGCUCCGCCGGCAUGAGUGGAAAAGAAUCGCCGCGAGCAGUGGGAGCAGUUCCAGCCAGUGGAACCCCCCCACCAGAUAGUCAUGCCGGAAUGUCAACAACAUCCGUUGAUCUCGCCUCAACCUUACCUUCUUCUCCUUCUCCUAGCGCUCUAUCUGUUGCUGUCGCCUCAACCUUACCUUCUUCUCCUUCUCCUAGCGCUCUUGCUAUCCAUGUUCCUGAGACGGUUACAAAACCCAGUACAGUUUCAGGUGCCAGUGAGGGCCUACGUUGUCUGGUGUCCUCCGGUAAUCCUGAUAGUGAUAACCGCGUUAAUGCUGUUCAUUGCAGCGAAGCUACUGUUGCUUCUUCUACCCCUUCGGAGUCGAGUGUCAUGGUUACAGCAGGUGCAAGUGACUUUGCGCUUGAUGCAUCCAUGAGCACAGUAGGAAACUCUUCAAGUGGAAGAGAAUCAAGCGCUGACGUGCAGGCUGCAAGCCCCUGUCCCGAUCGCCACCCUUGUGGGGUGCCGGGUUUCGUUGACACUGUGAUGGCCGCAGAAGUUGGUGAUAACCCGGAAAAGGGACCUUUUGUGGUCCCCCCUUCAGGCUCUGGCUCCACUUCCCUGCCUGCAGGUGUUAAUAGCGAUCCACUUAGAAGUGUGGAGACACUGGAGAGUCCACAUGGAGGUCAAUCUAGCAUCACAAAUGCGUUCGGCGAGACUAAUGUUCGACGAGAUGAUUGCGACGAUGUCCUCCCUCGCUCUGCCACAAGGUCCUCAACUACUUCCAGUCAUCCUAAGCAGCAUGACACAGUGCAAGAAGAUAUUCCUUCAUCGUGGAUCUUGUUGCCAAGGAGCAGAAUCAGCGGUUACCUGGCAAAGGUGGAGGAUAUGGAGAAGUAUGAUCCAGAGAGGAUGCUGGUGCAGGGGUGGCACGUUGUGUCGCUGGAAUCUGUCCGAUCGUCUUCUGCUUCAUCCAAGAAGGAGUUAGAGAUGUUGAAAUCCAAGCUUGCGGAGGUAGAGACGGAGAAUCACAGAAUGGCUGAGGAGCUAAUGCUGCUUCGAGGGUCGGCUAACGCAGUCGGACUCACCUUGUCAGAGCAUGAGCCCGACAUUGGAUACCUGUCGAUUCUAUAGAAUAAAAAAUUACAAAAAAAAUAAUAAAAAAUUACCGAAAAUUAAAAAAUGCAAAACUUAUCUGAGCAGUUUGGUAUGCAAGGCAGUCUUGAGAACAGAGAACAGAGAAUGGAGAAUGGAGAAUGGAGAAUGGAGAAUGGAGUACCCCCCUAGAGUGUGUCUGAUGUACAGGUAAAGGGUUCAUAAGCUUCAAAAGCUUCAAAACUGCAAAUCCUCUCCAAUGUAGUAGUAGGAGGGUACGGAACUAAUCCAUUUUCGAACUUCUCUUUCCUUUUCGAGGUUUUCUACGAACACAGUCGGACUCACCUUUUCUAGACCGCGAGCCAGACAUCGGGUACCUGUCGAUGGUUAUGUAGAAUGAAAAUGCGAAACGAGGAUUUUAGGAAAGGGCUUAUCUGAGCAGUUCGAUUUGCAAGGCAGUAUAUGGACUAUUAUGUAGUAUAUAUGUGUUGCAUGCCCCUAGAGUGUCUGAUGUACUAGAAUUCUAGUAAAGCAUUCGAACUUCGAACUUCAAAUCCUAUCUAGUGGAGUAGAAGUUGUAGAACUAGGAACUAAUCCGUUUUCUAACUUUUCUUUCCUUUUUCAAUGAGAAAAGAGCGAGAGGGAAAAAAAAAAAAAAAAAAAAGGCGGGACGUUCAGUGCAUUAUUACUUCACUGUGAAAAGGGUUCUAACUUCUAAUCCUGUCCAAACAGUCCAAUGCAAUAGCAAGCCAUAGGGGACGUAGGUAGUCCGUUUUCUUUCCCUUUUUGAGAUUCAACGAACACAGUCAGACUCACCUUAUCGGAGCAGGAGCCUGACAUUUGAUACCUACCUGCUGACAUUGGAUCCCUUUUUUUAUUUUAUUUUUUGUUUUUAUUUUUAUUUUUAUUUUGCUGUUAAUGGAUGUUUUCCAAUUCUGUAGAAAGCAAAAAUGCAAAACUGAUCGGAGCAGUUCGACUUGCAAGGCAGUAUGGAGUAUGUGCUGCACGGCGCAUGCCCCUAGGGCCCUAGCAUGUCUGAUGUGUACAGUUGAAGGGUUCAAAACUUCAAAAAAUCCUGUUCGGUGCAGUACAGCAGCAUUAGGAGCUUGUCCGUUUUUUUAUUUCCCUUUCCGAGUUUUCAGUGAGAAAAGAGAGAGACAGAAAAGAAGCACGAGUUUUUUAGUACGUCACUGUGGAUUGAACUUGUUUGAGAGUUGAGCGACGAGUACUGCAAUUCCUAUUGCAGUUUGAAAGAACUCGAUUGAACAAUCAAAACCUGUCCUUACUCCCGAUUCAGUGGAGGGGUGCGUGGGUGCGUCUGUGGGGGUGUGGUGUGUGUCUGUGUGUGUUGUGUGUGUGUGUGUGUGUGUGUGUGUGUUGAAACGGGUGGACACUUAUCUUUUUCUUUUUCUUUUUGGUGACUGAGACGACGGCGGGCAUGAAAUGACGUGGAGAACGUGUUGAAAAUGUGUGGUGCUGGAUAUUAGAUUGGGGAGGGGGGGGGGGGGGGGGGGGGGAGGGAGAGGGGGGCGGGGGUGACCAUGUUUAGUACUCGGCUGUUGUUUCGGGAGUUGAGCGAUGAGUAUUGGAAUGGCUAUUGUGACCAAGAGACGACCGAUCUGCAGUUUGAAAGAACUUGAUUGAACAAUCAAAACCUGUCCAGAGU
Chara braunii is the source of this 5105-nucleotide messenger RNA. The record is from the annotation of a GenBank genome assembly. NCBI's taxonomy places the organism in Eukaryota, Viridiplantae, Streptophyta, Charophyceae, Charales, Characeae.